AUGCGUCUCAGCUUCAUCUCUGUACAUUCGGUGUCUUAUUGUCUUCGUUUUUUUUUUGCCUGCUUCAGUGGAUCGUUGACGCGCCCUGACCUCAUAGUUGACUGCUUUCCCGCCAGAUCUCAUAUCCCCUGCGGAGAUCUGAAACGGCUUGAUGAUUGCUGCAGUUCUGCGACUGGGCCGUCCAAAACCGUUUGGAUGCACCCUCUAAAUCCCUUCCUCCGUGCCUUCUUCCGGAGCACUGUUCCGGGCCAGUGUGUACCGGUAGAGAACCAUGUCCUCCUAGUCCCCACGACGGACUCCCUCAUCAGCUCGCGCGAACGGGAGUCCAAUCUGCUAUAUUCUGAUCUGGUCGCGUCGGAAGAAUUCCUCGGCAGCCAUGUACUGCGCGUCCCGAUUCAUACCGGCUCAUCGAAUUCGAAAGAGGAGAACAAUGUCCGAGAUAAUCGGGGGAAGGCGAAGCAAGUGACAACCUUCAACGGAAGGACCGUGAUAAUUAAGGAAAACUCAGUGUACAGCAACAAAGGAUUCAAGUCCCUCACGCAAGCCCAAUUAUUAUCCGACGCGCUUUACUACCCCUCUUCGAACGAGUCAAGGCCAUGGCUCAUAUAUUACAUCUCUCGCCCGUUGAUCGGAACCUAUGACCCCGCGAGAGUCAUACCCGCCGUGGUCCCUGGGGUCGAGUUCAGCGCACCCAAGCCGACGAACACCGACAAGAGCUAUCGAAAUGGAACUUCGAUCGGUACCCCGCCCAAGCAAGAGAUCAAAACAUUUGGAGAAUUGCUCGCAAAUUUCCCCAUGAUCGCCAGGCAGAUGCAACCGGGGUUGGAAAGGUUGUUCCGCGAGUUUGGAAAGGAACUGGGAAAGCCCUUGCCCCCGCCCCCUUCACGAUCGCCAUCUGCAUCUGGCAGCGAUCGCAUCCAUAAUCUUUCUCGAACGGAGUCCUGGACAGACGAUACUUCUUCCAUUCGCAGCUGGUCCUCACGAAGCAGAGGGCGACUCCCCUUUAACUCGGAGGAGUACUUCGAGGACGACGAGGACCUAAUGCGCCGAAGCCUGGAGACUGCUGUGACUGCCGCGAUUGAUCUCUUCCGCCUUGUAGACAAGCAGCAACUUUCGUUACUCGGUGCUACCACAGAUCUCACCGGUCCUUUGGUGGAGCGGUUGAUAGAACGCUAUGUCGCCGAGCAAGUCCAUGAACCACUACUGUUCCCUCGCCUGUGUUCUUUCCGCCAACCCGAAGAUACAGAGCUGGAUUCCCGUAUCCGACAAAUGGAAAGCAUUGAUGUCUCUCAAGUUGGAAUCUCCGUUGAGGGUGGACGUGCUGGGAAACGAGAGUUGAUCCGCCGACUCGGGCGGGGUGUGGAGGAGUUCAGAAAGAUCAGCGAGGCUCGAUGCCCUCAUGAUAUGCUGAAUACUCUUCUCGCAACAGUGAAGGUCGUGUCAUACCCUGGGAGUUAUGAUCAGGUGGAUGGUCCGGCCUCCGAGAAAGGCACUUCAUCUGUCACGAUUAAUGCAGAUGUCCUGGUGUCCUUGCUGCUGGUUGUGGUGAUUAGGUCUCAAACCAGGCAUCUCCAAGCUCGACUACUAUACAUGCAACACUUCAUUUACAUCGACGACGUUGACAGUGGCGAGAUGGGCUAUGCCCUAAGUACCUUUGAGGCCGUCUUGAUGUACCUUGUCACGGAUUCAGCUGGGCUUCGACGCGCAAGUGUUCGAAACAGACGCCUGUGGCAAGCCACAAAAGCAGGCAGGAUAUCGGACAUGAAGUCGAUAUUGGAACCAAAUGAAGACCACGAAUCGAUAGAUGAUAUAACCCCACCAGAGCCAGAGCGAAAGUCUGUCUUUUUCCAAACAGACGAAGUUGAUGAAUCGGAUGAUCUCCCACUUGAAAACUCCUUCACCAGCAGCACCAAUGGCCAGCUACUGCCAGAGGAAGCAGUUGUCGACGCACCGCCGCUUUCGCAUGUUUUUCCAUUUCAGAAUUGGAAUGAGAGCUCGCUUCACGAGUCUCACCGUCCGGUCAAAAAAGUCUCGAUGGAUGUUCGGAGUUUGUCUGAAUCGUCGGCGAUAUCAUUCAUUUCCCGAACCACAACGCUGAACUCUAUGGCCAGUGGAAUCGAAGGCGAUAGCUCAAUGGAGACCUUGACUAAAACCCAAGACCCUGCUGGUCAUUCAAUACCGAUGAUGGCGGUUGAGGGACGACAGCCGGAAGCUUUGAAAUAUUUGUUGACCUUAGAAGAAUAUUUCCCAUUGGAUGAGAUCUUGCAAGAUACCAAUGCCGAUGGGACAACCUUGCUGAACGCUGCUGUGCAGCUCGCCCACAGCGAGAUAGUCAACGUCAUCUUGGACUUUUUGUUUGCGAAAACAGAUUCCAACGUCAUUGCUUUCUACUUGACCAAGUCUGAUGUCCACGGCCGCACUGUUGCCCACUAUAUCUUCAGUACACCAUCUCUACUAGCUAGGCUUGGGGAGCUCAUUCCAUGGAAACAACGAGACAAGCACGGUCAAACGCCAUUAUUUGCGCUGUGUCGAUCAUACGACCAUCCUGAAUACAAGCCGAUGGUGCAAGCGGCCUUGACAGCAGCACAGCGCGCGCAAGGCGAUGGUAAACCGCUUCAAAUCGAUGACCAUGUCGACGCCAAAGGAAACACACUCCUGCACAUUGUGGGUGAUCCAGAAAUCACCCGACGAAUUCUUCAAGACAGUGACAGUGAUCCGAAUGCAACAAACGACAAGAGAUUCACUCCAUUGAUGAUGGCCAGUAAGUAUGGGCGAGUCGACCAGGUUCGCAUCCUGUUCCUGGACCCUCGAGUCGAUGUCCACGUGAAAGAAGCUCGUGGACUGACGGCCGUGGAGUUGGCCAAGGACGACGAGGUGCGAAACCGAAUCGAUGAUUUGAUACUGCUAUCUCACCCCCCAUCGGCCUGUGGAGAUCCAUCUGGUCGUGUCACAACAGUUGUGCGGUCAUUCUUCGUCGAGGAUGCAACAGUACGAUUUAUCCUCAAAUCUGGCGCACCCUACCCUCCAUCAAAAUCCAUGGAAUCAUCACGGCCCGGAUCAACGACAUAUACCGUCACAACUUGCCGGCGCAACUUCUCUGACUUCGAACACUUAGCCAAGUGUCUCGCCGUGGAACAUCCGGCAUCGUACAUGCCGUCUCUCUCGGAUUUCCGCAACCCCUUCCAGAUCCACUCCAAGCCCUCGCGAUCUGUGCUCCAUGAUCUUCAGGAGAGACUUGAUCGUUUCCUCAAGACGCUCCUCACUCACCCAACUUUUGCAACUCACGAAAUGCUCUGGGAAUUUUUCCUUGUUCCCGAGCUACAGCCAGAAUUAAUGGCCGACCGAUCCCACCGGAAGGCAGCCGUUCUUUCAGAGACAAUCUCGGACGAAUUUGCACCAGUCUCCAUCGAGGGGAUGCGUGAUACAGAGCAAUUCGUGACCCACGCCCAGGAAAUGGUGCGUGGAGUGCAUGUCAACACCCGCAGUCUCAUCCGCAGAGGACACGCUCUCCAGAAUGGAACAUCCGACCUCGCCGACGCGGUGAUGAUUUGCUCCUCUGUACUAUCAACCCUCCGGAAACCAACCAAUGCACUUCCAACUUCACACAUUGAGGCCUUUGCCCGUUACGCAACUUACCUUUCUACCUCUCGCUCCGAUUCCUCUCCUCUUCUCCAGUACCUCGCUGCUCUUUCCUCCAUCGAUAGCACCACUUCUGCAGUGCUUGAAGCUCUCUCCCGCCCACUUUCCAUCAUGUCCUCCCUCUCUUCAACAAACCGCCAUAUCUCACGCUCCCGAUCAGCUCUCCUCUCUGCCUCCCUCCCCCGUAAAUUCAACAUCAAUCUCCCAGGCUUCGAAGAAUCUCGACAGAGAUCCGUCCGCGAUCUCGAACAAAAAAUCCGCGACGGGGAAGCCGAAUCCGCCCGCCUGGCAAAAGAGGUCACCUGGAACAAGGACGUUGUCGUCAGCGAUCUCGCUGGCUGGACCUCUUGGCGGGAAAAGGUCGGCCGCGACGCCAUUCGGGCGUUUGUCAAGGACACUCUCGUUCGUGAAAAGGAGCGCGGGAAGCGACUUGAGCGUUGUCUACGCAGUGUGCGUGAUAUGAAUUCAUGA
Molecule: messenger RNA, 4110 nt
Organism: Penicillium salamii
Lineage: Eukaryota; Fungi; Ascomycota; Eurotiomycetes; Eurotiales; Aspergillaceae
Source: the annotation of a GenBank genome assembly